This is a messenger RNA of Loxodonta africana (African savanna elephant), 964 nucleotides long. RefSeq names its product taste 2 receptor member 5 (gene TAS2R5). The record is from RefSeq and is a predicted model, not a curated record. Gene Ontology annotation, cellular component: membrane. Gene Ontology annotation, molecular function: G protein-coupled receptor activity; bitter taste receptor activity. Gene Ontology annotation, biological process: sensory perception of taste; detection of chemical stimulus involved in sensory perception of bitter taste; G protein-coupled receptor signaling pathway. NCBI's taxonomy places the organism in Eukaryota, Metazoa, Chordata, Mammalia, Proboscidea, Elephantidae.
CUGUGCAGUCUCUGCCUGAGGACAGGCUGCAGAGGACAAGGCCAGGGCUCUGAACCGCAGCUGGAGCUGUGGAGUCCCUCAGCCCCACACAGGACUCCUCUCUGCCAUGCUGAUCAUAGCCCAAGGCCUGCUGAUGGUGGUGGCCGUGGGCGAGUUUUUUGUUGGCUUGGUUGGGAGUGGAGCACUUGUGGUCUGGAGUCUUGGCGAAUGGAUCAGGAAAGCCAGGCAGUCCCCCUGCAGCGGCAUCGGCCUGGGCCUCACGGCCUGCCACUUUCUCCUACAGUGGCUGAUCAUGGCGACCAGCCUCUUCCUGCUCUAACAGAGCAGCCGGCGGUUCCGUUAUCUCAAUAUCGCCUGGGUAUUCAUGAGCCAGGCCAGCCUGUGGUUCGCCACCUUCCUCAGUGCCUUCUACUGUCUGAAGAUCACCACCUUCGAGCACCGCCUGAACCUCUGGUGCCUCCUUGGCUACCUCACCAUCACGCUGUUCCUCAGGCCUGCAUUUCCGGAGCUGUACACUCCCUCCCGGCGGAACAGCAGCUUUCUACACCCCUUCUUAAGCCGGCAUUAUGUUUACAUUAUUGAGUUCAAUUCGGGAGGUUUUCUACCUUCCUUGCUGUUUCUUCUAUACUCUGGGAUGCUGAUGGUCUCUUUGUACAGACACCAUCGGAAGAUGCAAGUCCACACUGCAGGCAGAAGGGACGCCCAGGCCCAGGCUCACAUCACGGCCCUGUGGUCCUUGGCUAGCUUCCUGGUUCUCCACAUAGUGUAUGUGCUGGCCAGCCUCUUCUCCAUCACCUCCAAGUCCUUCCCCCCAGAUCUCACCUCCAUCAUCUCCAAGACCCUCAUGGCCACCUCCCCUUCUCUUCACUCUGCCAUCCUGGUCCUGGGCAACCCAAGGAUCAAGCAGCCUUGGCAGAGAAUCCUGUCGAAGCUGGGGCGCACCUGCAGAGGUGGGGACCUGUGA